GCGGCUACUCUGCUUGUUCAUUAUGAAGUUCUUUGUCUCUUCGUCUGUGCUCGCCUUGGCUUCCAGUGCUGUUGCACGGACUUUCACUGUUACAAAUGCGUGCCCGUUUACUAUUUGGCCCGCUUUGUUUACAGACCUGAACGUCGCGCCCAACGUCCCCGACCAGCCAACAGGAUGGGAAGCACCAGCAUUCUCCUCCGUGAGCUUUACCGUCCCAGACAACUGGAAGGCAGGUCGUAUUUGGGGUAGAAGGAACUGCGACUUCAGUGUGAACCCUGGACCGAACUCAUGUGCAACGGGUGGAUGUAAUGGUGGAUUGCUUUGUGAUCCCCAUACCGGCACGGGUGUCCCGCCUGUUACCGUUGCGGAGUGGACAUUACAAGGCGAUGGGAAUCAGGAUUUCUACGAUGUCUCGCUUGUCGAUGGAUACGACUUGCCCAUGAGCAUUACAAACAAUGUUGGAUGUAGUGUAGCAAGCUGUGGAGUCGACCUCGGCCCGAACUGUCCUGCUCCAUUGCAGGGUCCGUUCGACUCGACUGGUUUCCCCCUUGGCUGCAAGAGUGCAUGCUUCGCAAACCUCGAUGGAGACCCUCAGGACUCGGCGAACUGUUGCACAGGUUCGCACAACACGCCAGCAACAUGCCCACCCUCUGGUGUACAGUUCUACUCCUACUUCAAGGAUAACUGUCCAGAUGCCUAUGCCUAUGCAUUUGAUGAGAGUAGUGGAACGGCGCUCUGGACGUGUGACUCGGGCUUGAAUGCGGAUUACACGUUGACAUUCUGCCCGUAAACACGUGAGGGGGAGAAAUGUUAAAGUGCAUAUGGUUGUUUCGCAUGUGUAAAAUACUGUGAUGGUUUCUAUCUGUGUUUCCUUGUACACUCUGAAAUGGUAAUAUGA
Molecule: messenger RNA, 898 nt
Organism: Fomitiporia mediterranea MF3/22
Lineage: Eukaryota; Fungi; Basidiomycota; Agaricomycetes; Hymenochaetales; Hymenochaetaceae
Product: thaumatin-like protein
Exons: 8
Coding region: 23-790 (255 amino acids)
Biological process (GO): defense response
Cellular component (GO): extracellular region
Source: RefSeq, a predicted model, not a curated record